Synchiropus splendidus (mandarinfish) is the source of this 1851-nucleotide messenger RNA. It is a transcript of the gene herpud1, whose product is annotated as homocysteine-inducible, endoplasmic reticulum stress-inducible, ubiquitin-like domain member 1. Gene Ontology annotation, cellular component: endoplasmic reticulum membrane. The record is from RefSeq and is a predicted model, not a curated record. The transcript has 8 exons. Lineage: Eukaryota; Metazoa; Chordata; Actinopteri; Syngnathiformes; Callionymidae. Gene Ontology annotation, molecular function: transmembrane transporter binding. Bases 207 to 1418 code for a protein of 403 amino acids. Gene Ontology annotation, biological process: endoplasmic reticulum calcium ion homeostasis; negative regulation of endoplasmic reticulum stress-induced intrinsic apoptotic signaling pathway; ubiquitin-dependent protein catabolic process.
AGCCAAUCGGGUGCGGCCACAGUGUGUUUGGAAACAACAUUGCUCCUCUGACGUGCCCAGCUUCCACCCAGAACUUUCACUUCUCCGAACCGAACCCGAACCUUCCCUGUCUCCCCUGGAGAUAUUGACAAAACAAAACCGGUGUGUUUUACCAUCCUCUCGUGCGUAUUCCAGUCAAAUAGAAUCUACAUCAGAAGAGCGAAACUAUGGAUUCCGGGUCGGAGACGGUGAGUCUUUACGUCAAAACGCCCAACCAACUUCAGGAGGUCGUGGUCGUCGAGAGAGCCCAGGUGAACUGGACCGUCAGGGAGCUGAAGACUCACCUAUCCGCUGUUUAUCCGACGAAACCGGCUGUGAGUGACCAGAAGCUCAUCUACGGAGGAAAGCUCCUGCCUGACCACGUACGCAUCAGAGAGCUCUUCAAAGAGCCUGGCUCGUCUCUCACCGUGCACCUGGUGCUGCCGCCCCGCAGUCUGUCCCCAGCUUCACCUGGAGCGAGACCCAAGACUAGGGAGGCAGCAGAUCAGCCCAGCACCUCCGGUUUUGCACCAGCAGCUUCUGCUUCUCCCACUCUGCGGCAGAGGAGGCACACGUCUUCACCUGCUGCUGCAGAAGCUCCUUCACCUCCUCCAGAAUGUCCCCCAACGCCUCUGUCUGCAGCUCCACAUUUGACCCCACCAGCCUUCCCCAACUUCUCGCUGUACAGCCCCCAACAGCUGCUUUGGCUGCAGCACGUCUACGCUCGGCAGUACUACAUGCAGUACCAUGCAGCUCUGGCAGCAGCAGCCGUCCCCUCAGCAGCGACCCCGACUGUGGUCCAACAUCACCCCGUUCCCGCCCACCAGGUCCCGGUCCCCGCCGCUCUCGCCAACCAGAACCCCAUAGACAACCUGCCGGUGAAUCAGAACCCAGCACAGGACGGCGCUUUCAUCGACCCCGCCGGGGCCAACCAGAACCUGCGCAUGAACGCGCAGGGCGGCGCGGUGAUGGAGGACGAGGAGGACCUGGAGCGAGACUGGCUGGACUGGCUCUACUCAGCCGCCCGAUUCGGAGUUCUGCUCAUGAUAGUGUACUUCAACUCCAACCUGAGCCGCUUCCUGUUGGUGAUGAGCACGCUGUUCCUCAUGUACCUACACACCGCUGGCCUCUUCCCCUUCAGGAGACCAGCACCGGCUCAAGGACCCAAUCUCCAGCAACCCCAGGAGGCUCAGCAGAACCAGGAGAACGAUGAGCGAGUCCCAAAUCAUGUGGAAGCCGAGGACCGACCCGCAGAGGAGGCUGGCGCCGCAGAAGCAGACCCGAUGGUGGCAGUGUUGGUUCCACCACACAGGGUCUCAGCCAUGUGGACCAUGUGGGUUUUCUUCAAAACCUUCUUCUUGUCACUCAUCCCUGAAGCUCCUCACGGCGUCGCCAAUUGACCCGCCAGGAUCCAGCUGAGACCAACCGCGCUCCGCAGGCAACCUGCCUGGUGGCUUUCUCCCUGAACACAGAUGGACUUUUGUUCAGUGCAACACAAGUGGAACCAGCAAAGUGUGGACUGGAGCGCUGCGCUCCUGAUGAUAGAAAGUCAGGAGGAGGACUUUUUCAGGACGGCGAAGAUCAAGUUUCUCGUCUUUUCGCGCUCGAUCAGACAAAAUGAUUCUUUUCUUAUUAGAGCACUUUCAGCUUUGUUGUCGCGUCACCGAGAGAGGUCCUGACCAGGACCACGAUGGGUCGCACACAAACGCAUGUUUUUUUGUUUUUUUUAAUUUAACGUAAUCGAGCUUCUGCGUACAAAAACUGUUGAUAUUAACGAUUUUAAUAUUCUGUAAUAAAACUGAAACUGUUAAAGCUCACCAACAACAUGAUUUU